Mixia osmundae IAM 14324 is the source of this 2497-nucleotide messenger RNA. RefSeq lists its product as uncharacterized. Bases 1 to 2007 code for a protein of 668 amino acids. The transcript is spliced from 10 exons. Lineage: Eukaryota; Fungi; Basidiomycota; Mixiomycetes; Mixiales; Mixiaceae. The record is from RefSeq and is a predicted model, not a curated record.
AUGCACUGCUGGUCAAAGACAGAGCCCAAUAGAAGGUGGACUGCCUCCGCGGCGCGCGCCUUGCAGUUGCUCAAGCCAGCAGAUACACAUUCAUGGCAUGGUGCAGCUGUUGCGCUAGGCUCAGGCUGCGCUAGGCCUGUCGGCUUGCAAAGGACGCCGAUGGAGCCUGUGGCGUCUACGAGUAGCAGCUCGGGAGACGAGAGCGCUCAGGGCCAACGCUUCGGCGCCCGCCCGAACGGCCCAACGAACGGCAUCUCAUCAUCUGCCUCUGCGGCGAACGCGACGGAUCCGUCCUCUCGCAUCCCUCGCUAUGGCAGCAAGUUUAGCUUAGAGGAACUGAAUGGUGCGGCCAGUCACUCGUCUGCGCCCGUCUAUGUCAACGGCGGAGGCUAUCAUAAUUAUCCGAGUAGGCAGUCUGCAUCGCCUUACAAUGGCCUGCAGGCGCCCUAUGACGAUCUGAAAUCUCUGCCAGGAGGCGAGAGCAAGUCAGCAAGACGAUCGAACAGCGUCUCGCUCUCCGGUCAGCAGUGGUCGGCCAUGACGCCCGCAGAUUUUAGAGCGCUCCUUGCGAGUACCUGGAGAGCGCUCAAGCGGGACUGGGACGAGGGACGAGGCUUCAGAGCAUGGAUUCUAGAGCUACGGACGAGGCCUAACACAGCACUGCGGCGGCCGUUUGCAAAGAGCUUGGGCAGAUUACCGGCUUGGCUCAUCUACUCUACCCUUGCUGUCAUCAUCUUGUUCUAUCUGCGUAGCUCGGGUCGCCAAGCUCGGCAGAACACCCACAGUGAAGCAGAGCGGUGGCUUCAGCAAUUGCAGAUAGACCGCGUCGUGCCUCGUGGCGAGCGACGCACGAGAGCGCUAAACAGCUAUCGGAAUCCGUAUGGCUUCAUCGGUCUCGUCGAUCCCUAUGCAGGUGGCGUCUUCAACCCCUCCAUUCUCGUCUUGCCAGAUACCGUCCCGCUCGAGAAUCGUAUCGUCGUGGUCGCAAGAGGAAGCGAGGGAAUAGAUGUAGUAGAAGGAGAUGAUGUGCGAUGGGAGACCGUCGUUGGCUGCUUCUUGCUCGAGCUCAAGCGACCCAGGCUAGGCUUGCCUUACCUAGCACGCGAGAGCGAUCUGUAUACCCUCAACCUGCCAGCGGAACGUAAACCGUCUUAUCAGCGAUGCGACAACAAAGACUGGAAUGUGUACAUCGGGGCAGAGGAUCCUCGCUUGUUUAUCACCGACGACGGACAACCACUCCUGAUUUAUUCGCAGACGGGCAACGCGCCCAUGAUCUGCAGAGCCAUCUUCAUCAUCGACGCCCGCGUCGUUAUACCCGGCUUGAAGAGUGCGCUCAAGAAAGCAGGCUACAAUCCGCCGAUCCAGUUCAAGAACCAGACUGACUUGAUAAGGGAGGACCAAUCUAAUAUCGAAAAGAAUUGGUCACCUUUCUUGGGCGACUUCAAUGAGCUGUACUUCCAUGUCAGCCUCGUGCCGCAGCAGAUCUACAAGUAUGUGCCCGAUCUGACCAUGCGCAAACUAUUACCGCACUCGCCCGAGUCAAACUGUCUGACCGAUCUGCUCGGCGCUGAUCUCGGUCACACCCACCUGCAUCACGCAACACCGCUCAUCCGUGCCACACUGUGCAAUCGUGGAGAAUGCAAGCCGACAAUACAUAACACCGUCCUCGUUGGGCUCAUACACGUCAAGUACCAUCCGGAACCGUACCUCUACUACGAAAGGAGAGCGGUCACCUGGAAUGUCACCUCACCAUUCGAAUAUCUCAGCGUCAGUCCACCUUUGACUUAUAUGGGCACGAAUCAGGCCGACCCCAUCUUCACGGUCUCGGUCGUCUGGGAUCAUCCUUCGUCCAAAGGCGGAGGACUUGGGCUCAAUCAUGGCUUCCUGGACGACCGCAUGAUCAUCAGCUUUGGCGUAGCAGACUAUGGCAGCGGCUACAUCGAUGUGGUGGCAGGCGAUGUACUAGCUGAGCAUACCAUGUGCAAGGCCAGCACGCCGCUCUGGUGAGAUCAGACGAUGAUGACGACGUGAGACUUCUUGCAAUUUCGACAACAUAACACUGGCAUGCUGAUACCCUGCAAAGCAGCCGAUGGACUUUGUUUGCGGCUCGUGGUAGUGAUUAGCAGUAAAGCAAGGGUGUAAUUCGCAACUUGUAUCAUAGACAAUGCACGAGAUGACUUUUUACGCGUACUCCUGACGCAGCUUGACCUUCUGGAUCUUGCCUGUUGACGUUUUGGGCAGUUCGGGCACGAUGAUGACGACAUGAGGGCGCGCAUAGCCAGAAAGCUUUGUUUUUGCGUACGCUUUGAGCUCAGUCUCGAAAGCAGCAUGGUCUGGCCAUCUCUUCGGGUCCCGCAGGACGACGAUAGCGCAAGGCCGCUCUCCCCACUUUUCGUCCUUUUUGGCUAUCACGGCGACCUCUAACACGUCCGCGUGACCAGCCAGAGCAUUCUCGACAGCCUGCUCAGUCUUUCAGCUCGAUCUGGCGGGGAUAAAG